AUCAAUACGAUGAAAUAAAUAACCAAUUUUCUGGUUAUUACCAUUGAAAGUUGGGUGCGUAUUAAACGCACCAAUGGUUUGGAAAAAGCAAAACAUUUCGGAGAAAAACAUCUAAUAACAACAGGCAGUAUUACUUUGAAUAGGUUUAAUAUUAUUAAUGUAAAAAAAGUAUUACAAAACCACGCACAAUUUAUAGUUUUAAUUGACCAAAAUAUUUCAUUACUAUCAAUUAAUUUUCUCUGUUGAUUAAGAACGAAUCAUUACUUUUAAUGCAUUUCAAAGCAAAUCUUCCAAAGCCAACAAUUAAAUGCGCAUUUCAACUCUAUUUAUCUUUAAUUACCUUCCAAAAAUUUGCUCCCCUAUUAUCAGUCCGUUCUGAAAAAAUAAUAAUUUUAGGCAUUUAAAUUACACUUACACUCGGUAGCCCGAUGUAACCUUAUCAGCAUCCACUAAUCAUAACAGUGACAGCUAUAAAUUCACCGUUCAGCAGCACCGUUGCAGUGUGAUUGUUUGUCGUUUGCGUUGCAGGUAUCGGAUACCUAACCUAGGCCUGGAAAUGUUUAAACAGUGUGCUUUGCUAGUGCUGUUGGUGCAGCUGAUCGAUUCGUCGGUCGCUGUGGUGAGAUUUGAGAAUCUCAAGUACGAGCUGAACAAGGACUACAUGCAUGGUAACAUAUUCAUCAAAAGCCAGAACGACAAGUACGCGUUCGGUGCCGACGUCGAGAUGACGAAGAAAGUGGAGGGCAGCGUCAUCAUAACUCCACAUCUCCAGCAUUUGAUAAAGGGCGAGUACCACACGAUGGUGAACAUCGAUCUCGACACCUGUAAGGUUGAUCCGGUAAUGUCGGAAAAUCCGAUCGUACGCACAAUUGCGAAGGAAUCAACCAAGUUCAUCAAUUUCUCCCUCAUGUGUCCUUACAAUCCGGGACGGUAUUUGUUGAACGAUUUUACACUCGAUUCGGAAAGCCCACUGCUGAAGUUGAUUCCGAACGGCAAAUACAAGUUGGAACUGAAGGCGACCCAUUAUCCGACACCGGACGCAACACCGAUCAUGUUGUUCGGGUACUCGAUUGAUUUCGAGCUGUUCGCUGCCACCAGCUAAAUGGGAGGUUUUUCUUUUUGAAGAUGAUCCAAACCGAUACUUCAUUCACGGCUAAAGCAAUGUAUGUUUUGCGUUUGUCCUUAAACAAACUUUAUCCCCAAUAAAUCCAUUUUGCAAAUGUGUAACAGAACAAAUAUUGUAUUCUCAACAUGAUUUUUCUUUCCAUUUCUAUUUACACAAAAGGAAGUGAAAAACAAUUAAAUAAACCGCUUCCCAAAUUUAAGCUGAUUUAUUGUUCCACCCAAGAGGGUGUGAAAAGUUUCCAUUUUAAUUGAAAUUCGUUUCAACCUGUAGAGUGUAUGCCUCAUUUAUCGUACAGCCGAUUUAGUUCCGCGAUUGGUCAAAAUUAUUAAUGGAACUAACUUUUGCACCGACAACCACACUUCAAGUGAAGAAUAAGCCUAUUGAGAAAUUUCCAAAUAAAAACACACCCGACACCUUAUCAUCAUUGACGAUUAUCGUUUCAUCAGUAGUAGACGCACCACUUGGAAACCUUCUUCUUUCCCCGCCGGGAUAUCCCCAAAAACCAUAAUUGAAAGCUAGCGAAUUCGAUCCCUUUUUUCUGAGGAUGAGGAAGGUGGAGAAGUUUUCCCGAAAGCUUGGCGAACAAUGUAAAGGGAAAUUGUGGCAUUUCCACCACCAUCAUCAUCGUCAUCAUGCCACCAGAAACCAGAAAAAGCGUUCCGACUGGCUGCUCUUUAAUCAGCAGUCAAACGAACUUUUUCCGUCCCCUGGUGCCGUUAAUUACCCUGCUAAAAACCAUCAAUCAUAAAGUGGUGUGUAAGCGCACUAUGGCCGUUCGCUACAAGGAUUCAAACACAUCCGACACCCAGCGUUUAUGGGAAGGACGCCCGGGUUGGCAUGGUUUUGGGGAUUGGGGCUGGAUGUUGUAAAGUUAUGAUAAAUAAUCCAAGGGUUUGAAUAAUUGAUUACAUCGUAAGAACGACGGACAGAUAGCAUUAAAGUCGAGGAAAAAAAUCAAUUCAA
Messenger RNA from Anopheles funestus (African malaria mosquito), 2089 nucleotides. RefSeq lists its product as uncharacterized. NCBI's taxonomy places the organism in Eukaryota, Metazoa, Arthropoda, Insecta, Diptera, Culicidae. The record is from RefSeq and is a predicted model, not a curated record. The transcript has 4 exons. Bases 557 to 1102 code for a protein of 181 amino acids.